AUGACGAUGUUCGGUACUUUGGUACAGAGGCUGACGUCCCCCGUGACGUCGCCAACUUCGUCGAGAAGACGUUUCAAAUCACCGUCCCGAUGGGAAGUUCAGAGCGAUCCGGAGGACGAGGUAGCGCCAGUCAGGAAAUCGAGGGCCAAGCAUCUACUCGACAAACGUAAGAGCAAGAGUCGGGCACGCGGACUCAACAUAAGCGAACCUCAGCCCUGCACCGCCUCCGUAAACGCCGCCGCCUCCCCAGCUUCCGGUUGGCACGAGGUCGCUUUUCCACCCCUCAGGGGCACCAAGAGCCUCGGACGACUCGACGGCAUGAAAGAGGUGCAGAGGCUCGCGGAAUACGAGAGGUACCUUGGGCAGGAGGCCCGAAACGUUGUGGAGAACGGAAAUGGAGUAGGAAGCGCAGCGGUCCUACAACGGGGUCAACUGGAGGGUGAUCUUCACCGAAUCCAGGAACUCUUCCCCGGGGACAAUCUGCGCCUCCACGAGCGAGAUGUUCUCACUACGAAAAUGAAAAACUUGAUACGCAAGCGGACUAAUGGUAGCACUGGACGGCUGACGAGGGUACUUUCACAAAAGUGUCUGAACUCGGCGAAUGGCGCUCCAGCUCCAAAGUCACCACCGAGAACCUUUCUGCUGGAAACACCUGUACAGUUUACCACCGGAAUGCAGUCCCAGGAGAGACACUUGUUCCUCUUCUCGGAUCUCCUUCUGAUAGCGAAAGCACGAAGUGGCGGUAACUUCAAAUUGAAGCAGUCUGUCCGCAUGAGCGAACUCUGGUUAACGGCCGGUCAUAUCGAGGAUGUUGCCGAGUCGAACAAGUCUCAGGAUACGAGCUUCGUCCUGGGAUGGCCAACGACGAACGUCGUAGCGACUUUCAUGACCGCUGCAGCUAGAGAUUUGUGGUGGGGACGGCUUACGGAACUCGUGAGAGAGGAGAGCAUGAAGGAGCCUCCAGACACGAACAUUCAAGUCGUUUACCACGACAGCGAUACCAACACGGAAUAUUGCAAGACGAUCAUGGUUGGGCCAGAGAUGACCGCAGGCGCGUGUGUCAAUCUAGCAACGCGUCUGCUGGACCUCCAGGGACCGUUCCAGCUUUGGGCUAGAACGUCAUCGGACGAGUCCCCGUACCCGUUGAUCGGACAUGAAAGACCGUUCGCCAUCAAGUUGUCAAACCUGCGGCACACGAUAUCGGCAGAGGAGGGCUUCGACCUGGAACACUGCAACAAAAGCGGCCACGACAACUGCCACUUCAUACUGAGACCCGUUCUCAAGUCCCCGAUAAAGAAGAACAAGUCGAAGAUCUCCGGCCUCUUGAGGAGAUCGCUCUCCCUGAACCCCAGCAUCUUCGGCGUGAAUCUUUCGAGGCUCGACGAGAACGGACUGCCGAAACCCGUGCUCGUAAUGCUCCAGCAACUGUUUGCAAAGGGCCCCUUCACCCAGGGAAUCUUCCGGAAAUCAGCCAACGUCAGGAUAGUCAGAGAACUCAGGGACCAAAUCGAGUCGACGGGGGAUCCGAGCUGCCUCGAAGAUGCCCCUGUGAUCGCGGUCGCGGCACUGCUCAAGGACUUCCUGAGGUCACUGCCCGACCCCCUACUGACGUCACACCUGUUCCCACUCUGGAUGGCGAGUCUGGACACUGCUAACUCCGUACAAACCAUAAAAAGCAUUUUGGACCGUCUACCCAAGGCCAACUAUACCCUCCUCUCCCACUUGAUAUGCGUUUUGCAUCACGUUGCCAGACGGUCGAAGCACAACCUGAUGUGCGCUAGUAACCUCGGCGUCUGCUGCGGACCCAGCCUCCUUUGGUCUCCCAGCCCAUCCGUUAAUCAAAGCAGGGCGAUACCGGCGCUGACCGAAAUGCUCAUACGCCACUGCGAGACCCUCUUCGGCGAAGGAGUCACCCAACUCCUUGGCGAAGAGAGGAGCGACAGCGGUGCCGAGGAAAGCACCGAUAGUCUACACUCAGGUGGUCUUUCGUUGGACAGUUUAGACCUGACGGAACCGCCGCGAAAGGAUCACAUGUCGUUGUCCCGGGACUCGGGUCUCACCUUGUCGGACUGUCAAUUGUUCAUCCCAGAGUCGCCGGUCGGUUCGGAAGAUUCGACUGUGAACGCGUCGACAUCGAGCUUCGACAAGACCAUGAUAAAGGAGGACAAGUCGAGUAAAUCUUACGUGCGAGUUUACAGUGGCUGGGAGGAGCGUAUGAAUGGUUACGCGUCUGGGAACCAGAGUAACGUGAGUCAAAACUUCCGCGAGGAUAAGGGCAACGCGCAUCCGAACCCGAAUUUCCAACGUCAGGACUGGCUCAGAGCGCAGCUGAAACGAACGCCGAGAACGAAGCUCGAGGAGCAGGAACAGCGGAAGGAGAGAUUCGAGGACAAGGAUAUAUACCGGAGAGAUUUCAUGCGGCAGGAUUCGAUGAAGGAAAACGUCGAGAACUGCAAGGACAUGUUCAGGUCACAGAUGGAUCUUGCGCAGGAGAUGCGGGUCGAGUAUGACAGGCUGUCGCAGCAGGAAGCCUGCACCGAGCGAGUAUCGAUACACGACUCUGAGCAGGAUCUGAACAGCCGUGACUCACCCCUGUCCGCCGACCGGUACGACUUCAAGAAGGACCAUUUUGCCGAUUUCAAAAAGGUCAAGUCCGAGGCGUACAUAAACAGAGAGUCGCCGGUGUCUCAGAACGGCAGUUAUCACUCCGGGAGCGACUUGUACGAGUUCAAGAAAGUUAAAAGCGAGAUAUACGUGAAUAAAGAGUCUCGGAGCGAGCACUAUGAGUACAAUAAAUCUGAGAACAAUAUAUACGGCAACAGGGAGACGAUAAACGACAUUUACACCGCCAGAGAGCAGGGUGAUCUUUACUCCUUCAAGCAGGCCGAAGCCAUCGACAUUUACGGGGAUGAGGACGACGGCGAGCGCACUUGGCCCGAUACUCCGCCGCCGCUACCUCCGAGACUCAGGCAUCUGCCACCGGUGCAUAUGAGCCUCGAUGACAGGCACAAAAUCGCCAGCAGGUCCAGGUCUCUGCCUCCCCCGCCCCCCUACCGACCCCCGCCGCAGCCCCGUGCCCCAAUCACGACGAGACAUCUUGGAUACCCGAGAUCCAUUGUGGAUGACGAGAGCUACGUUUAGGGGUCUUCGUUGUAUAUACCUAUAGUUUAGCGCGAUGAACGCGUGAUGACAUUUUUAUGCGAAUGAUCAAACUUGCGCCUCAGAUGUAAUAUUGCCGUCGUCAAAGUCCAAUUCGUGCAGGGAACUGAUCUAUAUAAUUGUUGUAUUAUGUUGGUCGUUUUUCAAGCCGCGGUAUGAAAUCAAAAAUUAGUCAUUCGAUUAUCUCUGUUUGUAACAUUGAUUUUUCAAGCCUGGUUAUCGGGUGUCUGCAAUCAAUGUUCUCACCCACGAGGUGGUUUUUCGAGUUUCUUCAUGUAUAAAUACUAUACGUUACAUAUACACGACUUCGGCCUUGGACUGUUUGAACUAAGAAGGUCAUUGUUUAAGGUUGAUGAUAAGGAACCAGGCGGAGUAUAUAUUUUACUAUAGAUACUACAUAUGUAGUUAUCUGGCGGAUUAACGUUUUAUAAAUACAUACAAUACACAUACACACACACACACAUAUGUAUCACACUCGAAACAGUUAAGUUUGUUCAGAUUUGAUUGUCGAAAUAUGUGGUCCUGCAGUGCGAUGGUUCACCUAGUCUAAACUCAGAAAACGUCCGAAAGGAUAUUUAGAAAGAAAAGUACUGAAUAUAUACUUCGAUGUAAGUCUAGAUCACAAUAUAACAAAUAGGCAUAGACAUAUUUUUCACCUAUUGCGGGAUCUGCCCUCAAUGAUAAUAAUAAUAAUUAUUACUAUAAAAAUAAAAAUUAUUAUUAUUAUUAUUUUAACUAUUAAUAUUAUUAUUGUUAAAUGAAUAAGAAUGCUCCAAAACUAUAAUGUUAUGUACACAUGUGUCUUUUAUAUAUUUAGAGAAUAUUGUAUUCAGAUUGUUGAUAUAUGUAGUGUACGCGAUAAAUCACAGCUUUUUAUACUGACAAUGAGUUCCAGGGUGCUUCCAACCUUAACAUACUUAUUAUUACAGGUAAGAUACUCGUAUAUAUGAAAAUUAUAAUUAAGCUUAAGUUAAAGAUAUACUGACAAGACUCGAAACGAGGUAAUAUACGAUUUUUAUUUUAAAAUAUAAGUUAUGUGUUUAUAUAUUCUUUUAGGUGAUCAAGCCCGAAGUAAUGUAAUGACAGAGAGUUAUGACAGGUAUAGAUGAAUAUCAAACAAAUUUUUAACAUUGUUAAUUCUCACUUUUUUACUUCUCGUGACACAGGAUUACCAGUGGUCUAAUUAUUUUCAUAUAUUUUUGUUCGUCUAAUGAAAAUAUGUAUUCGUUAAAACUUAUUAAAUUAAGGAUUUUCCCGUAAAUUUCGGCUUUCUUCAUUAAAGAAUACGAACACACGCACAGUACGGUGUCAUAGAAAAAGUUCACACUGCUGUAUUUCUAUUAUUAUUUAUUCCUUUACAAUCACCCAAGUCUGAUGUCUCCAGUUGCAAAACCAAGCCUUUCGGAAAAUAGAUUUCAGCAAGCUCAUUUUUAUUGAAACAGUUUUUUUUGGAAAUGAAACGAUAUUCUAAAAGUUUAUUCGUGAAAGAUACAGAUCUACAAAUCUACUCUAACGACGCAUAAAUUCGACAACCAUUUUCCUCAAAUUUUCAUCAAAAAUUACCUCUACUACUCUAUUUCAGAGAGUCAUGUUCAUACACCGAAGAUGCGUUCAAUUGAAACGAAAAAGGAGUUAUGCAAUUUAGACACCGUAUAGAUAUACAUAUAUAUUAUGGGCAGCCACUCAAAUAUUUAUUCGUCAUCUUGCUUUCGUUUUUCGACCGUGCGGAAAAAAUUCAAUUAUGACCAGUCUUGUCUACACAUACAAUAAACAUGACAGUAAUUAUUAUCAAUUAGUUACAUGAGACAAUAGGUCUUUAUAUUUAACACAUUUAGAAUGCUGCUUUGUACAUGGGACGAAGUUAUGUGCGAAUAAUCUUAAAAAUAUACAUUACAGUUUUAUGUGAAUUAAAUAUAAAGGAUUAUUUUCCGAUUUUUCGUUUGUAAAUAAUAUACGUUAUUAUACAUAUAAUACUACUGUAUAAUUUUAUAUAAUUGCUAAAUUUAUAAACAUUCACACCGAUGAAUAUGGACAACGCCGAUUGAAUAUGUAUAUGUAUACUCCUUACCUAGCUAAAUUAUACGACAUAUUAUCAAAGUAAA
Molecule: messenger RNA, 5261 nt
Organism: Neodiprion fabricii
Lineage: Eukaryota; Metazoa; Arthropoda; Insecta; Hymenoptera; Diprionidae
Product: rho GTPase-activating protein 20-like
Exons: 8
Coding region: 1-3141 (1046 amino acids)
Biological process (GO): signal transduction
Molecular function (GO): GTPase activator activity
Source: RefSeq, a predicted model, not a curated record